CCCCUCUUUCCCACCCACACCCGCAACAUCUUCAGAGCUGGGGAGCGCAAGGACCCGUCUAGGCCGCACUACCAAGUCUGACCUCCUCGCCCCACGCCUUCCUAGCUUCCGUAAGGAUAUAGACAUAUCUUGAGAUCCCCCUAAAGGGACCUACACACAGCGGCAGCAAUGUCACAGUUCUCUACCAUGACAACCAAUGAGAGGAAGCUACAAGCAGCAGCCAUCUGUAGGGAGAUACAGGGUCCUGAAGAUGCAGAGAUGGACCUGGGGAAGAAGAUGAGUGUCCCUAAGGAUGUGAUGCUGGAGGAGCUGUCUCUGGCCUCCAACAGGGGCUCCCUCCUCUUUGAAAAGCGCAAGAGGCGCUCCGAGAAAUACACCUUCGAGAACAUCCAGAAUGUAACCAACACACAGAUCAAUAAUCGUGUAACUCUCCAAACAGAGAGUCAAGAAACCAAAGAAAACAGCUUAAGAGUGGAGCAGUUGUCUAAAACGCCCCAGAACAUGCCUGACCUGAGCACAGCCCCUAACCCAGACAACAUCGCACCAGGUUAUGGUGGCCCUCUGAAAGAAAUGGAACCAGAGAAGUUCAACAGAACAUGCCUCCCGAAGUCCUACCACUCCCCCUGGGACCAGGCCAUCUACCACCACGACCCCUCCCUGGCCGAUAGCCUCGUCACCUGCCUGCAAGAGCCUGAGGCCAAGCCAGAAGGACCAGGGUACAAGAGCUUCAACAGGGUGGCUACUCCAUUCAGAGGCUUCGGAGGCAAGUCCACCAGACCGGCCCCGAUGUCCAAGGCCCCUGAGGUGGAACACAACCCCAUGCCGGAGCUGUACCCCGAGCUCCAGGCGGAGCCGGCAGUGCAGAGGCCCACAUUCAACAGGGUGGCCUGUGGCUGGGCGGGGACCAGCGCCCCACUCAUCCUUCCCACAGUGCCGCUGGUUCCCAUGCUUAUCCCGGAGUCCGAUGACCUUUGAAACUCUGGCUGCUGCUGUGUGUCCCGAGACGUUUCCUGGUUUGCUACCCACAAGUCCUUUUUGGUGGGUUAGGGUCAGAGUGAAGGAAGGAGGUCUUUUGGUUUUCCGCUUAGGGCAAGUUAGCAACGUCUUUGUGGCGAAAACACAUGUUUCUCUGAUUAACUGGUUGGCCCAUGCCCAAGGUAUUCUGCCCAUCUUCAAACUGCACUUAAAAUAAGUCAACCACACUUGCCAGAGUUACUAAAUACAGUAUAAGAGCUGUACAUACAUUGAUGUGUAUGAGUGAAAUUGUAUUUGCCUGAUGACAUUUGAUUAUUGGUAUUAGUUGUUUUUUGAGGUAAAUAAAAUUAUGUAAAGCAUAAUGCUGUUAUUUCAGUUUUCCUUUAAUGAUUUUAUGCUUGCAUUGCUGCUUUUCCUGCUGAAUUAGUCCCUUUCCUUGUGAUUCAGUGACACAAAUUGCUUUAACAUAUUCACAGAGAAACGCUUCAAUAACUGUUCAGCAGUGAGUGUCUGCACUUGAUCUACAGUGAAGGAUCCAUUGCCGCAUGACAUUGCACCUGUGUUCUCUUCUACGUAGUCUUCCAUCACCACUCACAUCCUAUGUCAGUCUAAGUUACAGUUCUAUAACACACCUCAAGUUUACACUGCCCGUGCUGACAUAUCAAAUCUGCUUCCCCGAGGCGAGCGAGAUGACGCGCCUCACUUUUUUGCGACAAUGCGGCCAUUCGCAUCAUAUCAGCCAGUCUCCUACCCACUCCUCUCUGUCGCUACGUCUUUCAGUUAUCCCACUCAAAAUAAUAUAGGGUAUUCGUGAACAGGAUGUGACCAUUGUUGGGAGUACUCAGAUUACUUCUUUUGUGAUAACGAGAAACUUAACGGGUUCGUUUUUUAGUUUAGGUUAUCAGUUAAUUACUUUUCCAAAUAAGCUAGUCGUUAUUUUUACCAAAUGUAUUUCCUUUCUUUUUGUUGGCGCAAAUAAAAAGUAAAAGUCCCUCACUGUA
Messenger RNA from Oncorhynchus gorbuscha (pink salmon), 1976 nucleotides. Its product is annotated as myozenin-2-like. The transcript has 6 exons. Gene Ontology annotation, cellular component: actin cytoskeleton; Z disc. Gene Ontology annotation, molecular function: actin binding; FATZ binding; telethonin binding. NCBI's taxonomy places the organism in Eukaryota, Metazoa, Chordata, Actinopteri, Salmoniformes, Salmonidae. The record is from RefSeq and is a predicted model, not a curated record. Bases 169 to 975 code for a protein of 268 amino acids.